AUGGGGAGAGGUGAAGACUGGGUAUUGGAAGGGGAAAUCGAGAGAUGCCAACCAGGAAUGGUCGGCAGGGCGAUGGUGAUCGUUGUCAAGCAACAAGUACCGCUCUACGGGAUGAUAAUGAUUCGAGAUCAGAGGGUGUUUUGUGGUGAGCAAGAUUUUGGAGUGGCGGCGGUUUGUGGAGAGGUGCAAGGAACGGAAUUCGGGGCUGGCUAUGAUGGACCGCCGUUGUUGGGGGUGUCAAUUGUCAUCCUUUUGGAUUUGAACUUGACAAGUUCGGUCGAGGAGGACGAGACUCUGUUGGUGAUUGCUAGAAUAGACAGUCCCAAAGGCUCGUUGUUGAGAGAGGGACAAGGGCUCCAAUACACAUCACAACAUCCCGCGUCCUCCAUCUUCACCCAAAUUGUCCAACCGAUAGGCGUGGACUGCACCACAUGCAAUAAGUCCUCCACUACAGCAACCUCGGGUAAGCCCACCUCAGCAAAAACCUCCUCCGCCACAUCGAACGUGUAA
Molecule: messenger RNA, 510 nt
Organism: Striga asiatica
Lineage: Eukaryota; Viridiplantae; Streptophyta; Magnoliopsida; Lamiales; Orobanchaceae
Source: the annotation of a GenBank genome assembly